Chelonoidis abingdonii (Abingdon island giant tortoise) is the source of this 1872-nucleotide messenger RNA. Lineage: Eukaryota; Metazoa; Chordata; Testudines; Testudinidae. The record is from RefSeq and is a predicted model, not a curated record.
CACCAUGCUCUGCUCGCGCGGCCGCUUCCGGUGCAGGCAGCACUUCCGGGCGCAGGGGCCGAGCGGGGCCGGAGGGAAAUCAUCCUGAGGCAAAGACCAAGCAUUCCAGCCCAAAUGAUUGAAGUCUGGCAAGGUUAUAAAGACUUGAAAACAGUGGACUAAAGUGGAAAGGCUAUGAUUUGAUUGUCACCAGGGUGCAUAAUGGAGCCCUUAACCCUUUCAGAGCCACAGCCUUCCCCACAAAACAGCUUGCCCACACCACAAAAGACGUACCAUGUGCUGGUGGGUGUUACUGGAAGUGUGGCUGCCCUGAAGUUGCCUAUUCUUGUCUCAGAAUUGCUGGAGAUUCCUGGGCUGAAAGUGCGUGUGGUAACAACCGAGAGGGCAAAACAUUUCUACAACCCCCAGGAGAUUCCUGUAACCCUCUACAGUGACACUGAGGAAUGGCAGCUGUGGAAAGGGCGUACGGAUCCAGUCCUCCACAUCGACUUGAGGCGCUGGGCCGACCUGAUGCUAGUGGCUCCUCUUGAUGCAAAUACACUGGCAAAAAUAGCAAAUGGCAUCUGUGACAACUUACUGACCUGUGUCAUACGCGCGUGGGAUAUGACUAAACCCCUGCUGUUCUGCCCUGCUAUGAACACAGCCAUGUGGGAGCAUCCUAUUACAGCUCAGCAGGUGGAGCAACUAAAGGACUUUGGCUACACAGAGAUCCCUUGUGUGGUGAAGAGGCUGGUGUGUGGGGAUGAAGGUCGAGGUGCCAUGGCAGAAGUAUGGACCAUUGUGGAGAAGGUGAAGGCGAUCCUUUCAGAGCGGGACUUGCUGACACAGAGCUGAUUCCUUGAUAUGUGGAGAUGCAGACAUCAAACAUAAACCAAAAAGAACUUUUGACUCUGCCCGGCAGUAUGCUGCAGAUCUUAGAAUCAGCACGUUUGGCCGCUCUGGAAAGCCUGGAGCAGCUGUUCCCAAGAGACUUUAAUGCUCCUUUUGAAAUUGAAAAAUAACUACGUGAUGUGAGAAAGUUGGGAAAUCCUGACCAUGGACACCAGCCUUUAGACUUGCAAGGGUCCCACAAGUUCAUUCUCCUCCUUUGAAAUGCGAUCCUUCCACCUGAAGGUGAUGGGAGUGGACUGGGGAGGGUACUGCAGUCAGCAGACCACGGGGGUUUGUUUACAGAUACUACAUUUAUUUUUAACUAGUCACAAUCAAAUGUAAGGCCUUCUGUACAGAACCUACAUAUUAGGCAACCUUUGAGCUCCUUAGCAUGAAAGGUUAUCAUGGAGUGUUUAGUUUCCUUAUCGAUGCUACACAAAUAAAAAGGCUUCUGAACUUUCCCACUUUGGCUUCUUUACUGAUGUAGAGCAGGCCCCAUGGGGGCCCAGAUUUGCUGAGGAUAAGGACAGAUGAGAGUCUAAUGUCACAGCCUUAAGAGUAGCAGGGAUGUUCAGCUGGGUGAUACUGUUCCACAGUAGCAGUUAGAAUCCUCAUUUUAGACUGGUGGCCUGGUGGCUUCUGCCUCUAGCAGUGCCACAUUGUAAGGGUGACUGAGUUGUGGGGUUUCCCCGUGUUUGUGGGAAAAGUCUCUUAUUAUCAGUCUGUUAGAAUAGCUUUGUGAUGCUAACACAGGGCCUGAUCCAAAACCCAUUGACAUCACUAGAAAAGACUUCCAUUGACUUUACUGGACUUUGGAUAAGGCCCUCACUGAGUGACUACAGAACCUUUGAAGAGAGAAUGUGUUCUGCUAGUGGUUAUAAUGGAAUGAGAAUUGGGACUCUUCGGUUCUGUUCCUGGUUGUGCGACUGAUUUGCUCAAUGGGAUUGGAAAAAUCACUUACCCUAUAUGUGCUGCAGUUUCCUCAUCUGCCAAAAAAAAAAA